GUUUACGAGCACGACGCCGCUCGGUACAUUUCGUCUUCGUUCGACCUGCUGGAACGUUGCGUUCGUGUUAGGUCCGGAGUCAGGCGGCAGGUGCUACUGAAACGGUCUCUUCGAAGUAGGAUUGAGAACUAAAUCUAUUGUAUAGAAUAUCUGAAACGGUUCGAAAUUUUCGAUUAUUAAAUAAUAUUGACUUCUUCAGCUACAUCGAUAUCAAGUUUUUAAAAAAUCGAUAUUAAAUCGUUUUGGAACUUUGUAAACAGACUUUGCAUUUAAGUACACUAAGGACGGCUGUUUUAAGGAAUUUAAACCCAGAAACUGUGAACUUGUAAUCUACUAAUUCAUAUCUUCGCAGCAAGAUUUACCUUAAGUGUCGGAUACUACAACGCUCAUUGGGGAUUUUUCCGACGAAGCAUCCAGAAACAAAUCGACUAUAAAUGCCUCAGAGACAAACAGUGCUUAGUUGUUCGUCUCAAUCGUAACCGGUGUCAGUAUUGCAGGUUUCGAAAAUGCUUGGAUGUUGGAAUGUCCAAAGAUUCUGUUCGUUAUGGUAGAGUGCCGAAAAGGUCUAGAGAGAAAAACGAAGAUAUUCAAGUGACCCAGUCUGACGUAGAGCAGCAGCCUGUGCAAAAUUACAAAUUCAAACAAAUCAUGUAUGCAACAAUAUUAUCAAUAUCUGAAGCUCACCUUGCUCAUUGUGCCUAUACAGAGGAAAAAACAAGGGGGCUUGUUAGAAAACCUGCUUUAUUUAGUAUGACAGAGUAUCAACAUAAUGCUGUUGAUAGUCAAGGUGGAGUUGGCAGUUUAGAAUUACAAAAAAUUAUCAUGUGGCAACAAUUUGCUGCUCUGCUUACACCUUCCAUUCAGCAAAUAGUAGAGUUUGCUAAACGCAUCCCAGGUUUCCAAGACUUCAUACAAGAUGACAAGCUAUUAUGCAUUAAAUUAGGUUUUUUUGAAGUUUGGCUAGUGCAUGCAGCACGUCUUAUCAAUCCCAUCGAUGGCACUGUAACAUUCAGUGACGGCAGCUACAUAUCAAAACAGCAAAUGGAGAUCAUGUUUGAUCGAGAAUUCGUUUCCCUUCUAUUCAAUUUUGUGUGCUGGUUUAACGAUUUACAACUGAAUGAUUCCGAAAUUGCUUUGUACUCGGCUGUUGUGCUUCUGACUGCUGAGCGAGAUGGCAUAUAUGAUCAUAAAUCUAUUCAGCAGAGGCAGGAAGAAUUAAUUGAAGCACUAAAAUACCAAUUAAAUGAAGACCAUCCAAAUGAACCUCAUAUCUUCGUUACCCUUAUUUCCAAAUUACCUGAGUUACGCACGCUGGGAGAGAAACAUUUAGAACAUUUGAGGUGGUUCCGAGCCAACUGGGCACAUCUGAAACUGUCACCAUUGUUUGCUGAAGUUUUCGACAUUCCAAAAUCUGAACAUGAUCUAGCACAACGAUAGUAGUGUAAGUUCUGCUUUUUA
Molecule: messenger RNA, 1458 nt
Organism: Stegodyphus dumicola
Lineage: Eukaryota; Metazoa; Arthropoda; Arachnida; Araneae; Eresidae
Product: ecdysone-induced protein 78C-like
Biological process (GO): regulation of DNA-templated transcription
Molecular function (GO): nuclear receptor activity; zinc ion binding; sequence-specific DNA binding
Source: RefSeq, a predicted model, not a curated record